GUCUAGUGCUAUUAAAACACUAUACACUAAAUAAAUAGCUUAUUUUUUUUAAAAGGGAGAUCACGACUUUGUUGUGUGAAGUAUUGGAAUUAAAAAAUCAUAAGGAACCAUUGGAAAUACCAGAAUAAGAAGUUGAAGUUAAUGGCAGCGUUUAUAAGAAAAAUAAAACAAUGAGAUUAAUUUAUUACAAAAUGGAAAAGAAUAUGAUGAAAUAAUGACGCAAAAGUUUCCACGAGAAAGAUAAUGAAGUUAAUAACCUAAGGAACUUUACAUUAAAAAAAUGACUGGAUGACACUACUGUAAAUAAAUAAAUAAUCUCAGAAAAACAUGGCUAGAGACCAUUAUUUCCAAAGUCUGGAAUCAGUUAUGCUGCAGAACAUAAUUAAAAAAAUUAAAUUAAUUAUAAUAGUACUUUGAAAUAAUCUUUUAAUAUACUACACUAUACCUAUCUCUCUCAGAAUCACUCCACAUGCAAACCAGUUUAGUACAAUUACAAUCUCGACGCAACCAAAGCAAAUCCCUGAAAAUCCUCCAGUCAGCUGUCAGCGAUUAGACAUGAGCAUUAAUUUUUUUAGGUUAGAAAAAUAAAUUCAAAAAAAAAAUCAAAAAGAUGAAAUUCUUAAAUUUUUAAGUUGACAAAAAAAUAAAAAAUAAUCAAAUAAAUCAUGGCUUAUUUUCAUAAACUAGGUCACCGAUUUUUCACAACAAAAGCAAUCCAAAACUGGAAUUCCAAAAGUGAGAAAUUCAAUGAGAAAAUAAAGGGAACCAUAGUUGAAAAAUGGGUAAAAUAUUGGAAACUUGUUACCAAAGAUUACAAGGAAGUAGGUUUAUCUGUUAAACAAGAAAUUAAAGACAAACCUCUAAAAACUAUUGUGUAUUUUACUGGAGCAGCUUUAUUCGGUUUGUGUUGGGAGUUAAACCCAAACUUGCAAAGUUUCAGGGCAACAUAUAUAGCAUCAGCCAACGAUCUAAGUUUAGUACCUCUUACUCUAGCGAACCCAAAUUCAGUAGAACAUUUAAAACACAUUGAACAAUGUUUCAAUCGAAAAUAUAUAAGAUAUACAAACCUUGGACUUUUAUCAUUAAUAUGGGUAGAUAAAUUUAGUGAAGAAUGCGAUUUAUAUGAGAGCAACUGCUCAUACCUUAAAGUUCCUUUUUAUAAAAUAACAGGAAGAAUUUUAGAUGUUGGCUUUCUAAAUGUAUGGUGGAUUAUUUCUAGAAGAAUGCUCGAUUAUGAUAUAAAUUAUUAGUGUUUUUAUGUUUGUUAAAUUAAUAAAAUUGAAAAUUCGACUUA
Messenger RNA from Ceutorhynchus assimilis (cabbage seed weevil), 1294 nucleotides. NCBI's taxonomy places the organism in Eukaryota, Metazoa, Arthropoda, Insecta, Coleoptera, Curculionidae. The record is from the annotation of a GenBank genome assembly.